AUGGAUGUCCAGGAAAUCAUUCUGGGCGUGCAGCCGCUGGUAGGCGACGUACGGCCCAUUAGAACCGUUCAAGAGACACAGCCGGUGGAGGAUUAUGGCUACGCGUACGUCGCCGAAGUGAACGUCAAAAGCGCCGCAAAGGUAGUCAAAGUCCUUGAUGCCAGUAUCGCCCGCGACCCCACCCGUACUACGAGCCACCUCCGCCGCUUCGCAAAGCAGAGCAACCUUCCCGAACACUUGCACCCCCUCCUCCUAGGCGAUAAGCCCUCUCCGCAAUCGAUCUUCGUCCUCAUCCCACCACCUCUACCCGAAGUCGACCUCCUUCAAGAACUCCUCGCCCCCUUCGCCGUCACUCCCGCAACCCCCUCGACUGCACAGCCGCAGACCCCCUCUGAAUCCCAACCCGAAUUCAAAAGCCCGCCCAAAGUACCUCUGCACACAAUCAAAGUCCCAACCCUUCCACCCCUCAGCGCACAACAAGCAGACACCUGGACGAAAACCCUCUGGCCCGUCGUUUACAACCCCGCCGCCGCCCGCGCAACCGUCGCACCUCCCGUGCAAGUCCUCGCCCGCACCCGCGAAUUCAUCCAGCCCGAUGCCGGCAAGUACCUCGCCCUCGCGCGCAAAGUCGCCCACGAAGCACUCAACUCCGGUCGCGGACGCGGCGUUGGCGCCGUCGUCGUGGACCCCGAAAUCGUCGAGCGGAUUCUAGAUGCAGGCGGUGACAUGGAGGAGCGCUGGGCGGAUGCCAUUGUUGCUGUUGCGGGGGACGCGCGGUACUCGCGGCGUGAGGCGGGGAAGCCCUCGGUUGCGGAGAAGCAUUCUGGUCCCGGACCGAAUCCUGCGGUGGAGGGGUAUGAUGCGGAUGUGGAGGGCGGACCGGAUUUGCAUGCGCUUAUGCGCGCGGCGGAGAUUAUCGCGUAUAAGCGGCGGGUUGGCGAUCCGGAUGCUGAGAGUGAUCGGCCGGAUCUCUCGCCGAUGGAGGAGUACUUUAUCGCGCAGCUUGAUUCGACUGCUCCGGAGCCCAAGCAGGAUACGGACACAGACACGCCCACGCCAGUCCCGGAGAAGUACCAGAAGACGGGAUUACACGAGUCACUGGCAGUACCUAUCAAAUCAACAUCAACGUCGGCCCCGCAAGAAUCAUCAACACCUGGCGCAAGCCUCCGCAUCCGCCCCCGCGCUCAAGGCGGUUACCUCUGCACAGAUCUCGAUGUGUACCUCACCCACGAACCCUGCGUCUGCUGCUGCAUGGCUCUCCUCCUCUCGCGGUUCCGGUCCGUCACAUACCCACAGACAGGCCGGAUGGUCUCCGGUGGGUUAGCUUCUGAACCAGUUAUCAAACCCGUUCCUGUUUCCGACCCCGAUAGUGAGACUGGGAAGGAGGAGGGAGCAGCCAACGAAGCAAAUUCGAAACAGUCACGGCAGUACUAUGGCCUCCACUGGCGCAAGGAGCUGAACUGGCGCGCGCUGGGGUUCGAGUUUGUUCAGGGUGGUCCAAAUGAGGAUGAGGAGGUAGCUGAAUACGGCGUUGCGUUUUAUGCCUGA
This is a messenger RNA of Aspergillus calidoustus, 1548 nucleotides long. The record is from the annotation of a GenBank genome assembly. Lineage: Eukaryota; Fungi; Ascomycota; Eurotiomycetes; Eurotiales; Aspergillaceae.